AUGGCCUCGUGCUGGUGGCGGUGGCGGUGGCGGCGCGGCUGCUCUUGGAGGCCGGCGGCGCGGAGCCCCGGGCCCAACUCCGCAGGCCGCGCGGCACUCUCUGCGCCGCGGGCUGCCGCCGCCGCUGCCACUGUCGCCGUCGCCCGCGCGCAGAUGUCCUGUUGUAAUCUUAUGAAGAGUUUAACAUCUGCCUUUCCAAAUAUGUAUCGUGGAUCACGGUUCCAUCACGUGACGCCGGUAGCUUGCUGCUGCAGUAAGACACAGAGCGGUGAGAAAUACAGCGACCCUUUUAAGCUUGGCUGGAGAGACUUGAAAGGUCUCUAUGAGGACAUCAGGAAGGAGCUCUUCAUCUCUACAGCAGAACUCAAGGAAAUGUCUGAAUACUACUUCGAUGGAAAAGGAAAAGCCUUUCGACCAAUUAUCGUGGUGCUAAUGGCCCGAGCCUGUAACAUUCAUCAUAAUAACUCCCGAAAUGUGCAAGCAAGCCAGCGUGCCAUUGCCUUAAUUGCAGAAAUGAUUCACACUGCCAGUCUGGUCCAUGACGAUGUCAUUGAUGAUGCAAGUUCCCGGAGAGGAAAACACACCGUUAAUAAGAUCUGGGGUGAAAAGAAGGCUGUCCUUGCUGGCGACUUAAUUCUUUCUGCAGCCUCAAUAGCUCUGGCACGAAUUGGAAAUACAACUGUUAUAUCUAUUUUAACCCAAGUGAUUGAAGAUUUGGUGCGUGGUGAAUUUCUUCAGCUCGGGUCAAAAGAAAAUGAAAAUGAAAGAUUUGCACACUACCUUGAAAAGACUUUCAAGAAGACUGCAAGUCUGAUCGCCAACAGUUGUAAAGCAGUCUCUGUCCUGGGAUGCCCUGACCCAGUGGUGCAUGAGAUUGCCUAUCAGUACGGGAAGAACGUGGGCAUCGCUUUUCAGCUGGUAGACGAUGUCCUGGACUUCACCUCGUGUUCUGACCAGAUGGGCAAACCGACCUCAGCCGACCUGAAGCUCGGGUUAGCCACUGGCCCCGUCUUAUUUGCUUGUCAGCAGUUCCCAGAAAUGAAUGCUAUGAUAAUGAGACGGUUCAGCUCACCAGGCGACGUGGACAGAGCGCGACAGUAUGUAUUACAGAGUGACGGUGUGCAGCAGACAACCUACCUCGCCCAGCGGUACUGCCACGAAGCGGUGAGAGAGAUCAGUAAACUUCGACCUUCCCCAGAAAGAGAGGCCCUCAUACAGCUUUCAGAGAUUGUGCUCACAAGAGACAAAUGA
Messenger RNA from Rangifer tarandus platyrhynchus (Svalbard reindeer), 1251 nucleotides. Lineage: Eukaryota; Metazoa; Chordata; Mammalia; Artiodactyla; Cervidae. The record is from the annotation of a GenBank genome assembly.